CCGGCAAACAGUCAGCCGGCAUGGCCUCCGUUAGCUUCAACACUCACCGCCUGGAGCUGCUGGCUGCCUACCAGGAUGUUAUUCAAGAAGACAACCCCAAAGACUGGGCAUUGUAUACAUAUGAGGAUGGCACAGAUAAUUUGUCAUUGGCGGCGUCAGGAGGAGGUGGGUUACCUGACCUUGCCAGUCAUUUUGAGAACCAGAAGGUGAUGUAUGGUUUCUGCAGUGUGAAGGAGCCUCACGCAAUGCUAGCCCGAUAUGUACUUAUCAAUUGGGUUGGGGAAGAUGUCCCAGAUGCCAGAAAAUGUGCUUGUGCCAGUCACGUUGCUCAGGUUGCUGACUUUUUCCAGGGUGUGGAUGUCAUAGUGAAUGCCAGCAGUGUGGAAGACAUUGAUCCUAUGGCCAUCGGUCAACGCCUCUCCAAUGGCUCUGGACGACUGUCUAGCCCUGUUAUGCAGAGACUGCAGCUUAAAGAGGAUGGUGAAACUGGCACCAAUUACCAGAAGACAAAUGCAGCCAUAGAAAUGAAAUGCCUCAACAGAGAACAGUUCUGGGAGCAAGCCAAGAGGGAAGAGGAGGAAAGGAAGCAGGAAGAGCGACAGAAAGCUUUGGAAGAGAGAUUUCGCUUUGAGCAGGAGCGCAUGGAGCAAGAGCGCAAAGAGCAGGAGGAACGCGAGAAACGCUAUCAGGAAAGAGAGCAGCAGAUAGAAGACCACAGGAAGAAGCUUCUAGAUGAAGAGGCUGAAGAGGAAAAAAAAAGGUUACAGAGCAACUCAAUAUUUAUGGAACAGAAAGAUGACGACAAGGUGGCAGACCAAAAAAGAACAGAAAGUGAAGUGGAGGAGGCGAACCCACGAGAAUUCUUCAGACAAGUAGAAAGAGCCACUACAGAUUCCGUCUCUACACUCCUGACACCUCGGACAGGUGAAGAGAACGAUAUAGCCGUAAGAAGUUCCUCUGAAGCUGGCCCUCCUCGAUCUUCAGAAACAGAACACCGUAGUAGCCUGGGUGAAGAAUGGAACAAGGCCAUGAGUUUAGAGCCAGUCAUACAGGAUGGUUCUUGGACACCCCAGGGACUUACAGAAGAUGUUUUUAUGGAAAACAAAGUGGAUGAUGUGGGGUUCCCUGCAGCCCCUCAGCUAACUGGAAAUGAGGAGGAAGCAGUUAUGGAAUUAGGAGAGGUGGACUUGUUGACAGACAUAAAUCCUCCUCCAACACAAGAAGCUCCAAGCUUACUUGACCUGUGGCAAAAUGAUGAGCCGCGGGACUCCAGCUGGGCAGGUGGGAAUUUGAUAUCUUCUCAAGGAGAGAGCCAUGCAGAGCAAAACGUAUUUGUGGAAACAGAGGCCUGUCCUCCUCCUGUCCCCGAGGAUAACCUUCUGAACUUAGAGGAGUUACCACAACCACCUGCUACAUUCUGUGACAUGGAAGGAGAGGAGGACCCUCAGAGCAUUAUCCACAUUGAAGGGCCACAUCAGAUGACUCUUAGCUACCAGCAUGCAUUGCAGGAAGCCUCUUGCCAUCAGCCAGAGCUUACAGACUCCCUCAUGACCAAUGGGGAUACAUCUCAGAGGGAAGGUACACAGGAAAGUGAAGGAUAUUUCAGCCAAUCACAAGAUGAAGAUUUUGCGCAAUCAGAUGAAAUGUCUGCCAAAGCUCCUCCCCCUGUUUUCUACAACAAACCACCAGAAAUUGACAUUACCUGCUGGGACUCAGACCCCGUAAUGGAAGAAGAGGAGGAAGAGGAAGGAGGGUUCGGAGAAAGCUCUUAAUUCUGUGUAGUAAUCAACUUGCAAAACACAUGUACUAAAUACGUGACAAAGAAAAAAAAAAUCAUGUGACACAAUCGUGCAACAGCAAAGUAUUGUAGUAAUGGCUGAGAGGCUUCUGCCCUUGCCAGUGUGCGCUAGUAAGGUUCUGCCUGCUUCCGCCCAAGUCGUACCAUUAUCUGAUAUUAUGUGGGAUGGGAGUCAGGAUGUAUCUUACUUUCCUGCCUUCCACUUGUUCUUUUCUAUAUA
Molecule: messenger RNA, 2018 nt
Organism: Bombina bombina (fire-bellied toad)
Lineage: Eukaryota; Metazoa; Chordata; Amphibia; Anura; Bombinatoridae
Product: drebrin-like
Biological process (GO): regulation of actin filament polymerization; positive regulation of axon extension; postsynaptic actin cytoskeleton organization
Cellular component (GO): site of polarized growth; plasma membrane; actin filament
Molecular function (GO): actin filament binding
Source: RefSeq, a predicted model, not a curated record